AUGGUCGGCGGCGCGCCCCCGAGGCCGGCGGAGACCGGCUGCAGCCGGUAUAGGAUAAGAGAUAGGCAGAGAGAAGCGGGGCCGGGGCGCGGGCGGCGGCACGCACGGCCCGGGAGGAGGCGACAGGGUUGGGGGGCGGGGGGAGGGUGUGGCUCGGGUGGCCGAGGCUGGCGUGGGUUGGGGGCCAGGGUACUCCAGGCUCCGAGGCCGGAACCAACUUGAUAGAGACUCUGGCCCACGCCCUAAAGGGUUAAACCUUUUUUCUCAUGUUACGGAGCGGUUUAUAAGAAGGCUCCGGAGGCCCAGCCUCCGCCUUAUUGGGAGCCUUUGGGGUUUAUUCUCUUCCCUUCUAACUUGAUCAAGAAUGACCCAGAAGAACUCGAAGCUUUGCUGCAGAGCCAAUGUGUAUACCCAAGUGCCUGACGGAGGAUGGGGCUGGGCAGUAGCUGUGUCUUUUUUCUUCGUUGAAGUCUUUACCUAUGGCAUCAUUAAGUCAUUUGGUGUCUUCUUUAAUGACUUAAUGGACAGUUUUGAUGAAUCCAACAGCAGGAUUUCAUGGAUAAUAUCGAUAUGUGUGUUUGUGUUAACAUUUACAGCUCCCCUCUCCACAGUCCUGAGCAACCGCUUUGGACAUCGGCUGGUGGUGAUGGCAGGGGGUUUGCUCAUCAGCAUGGGAAUGAUCGCUGCCUCCUUCUCCCAAAGGGUCUACCACAUGUACAUCUCCAUAGGGGUCAUCUCGGGUUUGGGAUACUGCUUUAGUUUCCUCCCAACUGUGACCAUUCUGUCACAGUACUUUGACAAAAGGCGUUCGGUAGUCACUGCGGUUGCUUCUACGGGAGAGUGCUUCGCAGUGUUUGCUUUCGCACCAGCCAUCACGGCUCUGAAGGAGCAUAUUGGCUGGAGAUACAGCCUCCUCUUCGUGGGCCUUCUGCAGCUAAACAUCACGGUCUGUGGCGCCUUGCUAAGACCGAUUAUUAUCAAAGGGCCAGUGUCGCCGAAAGCAGUCACUCUGGAGCCCCGCAGAGAAGUUCAGUAUAUGCUUGAAAACGAGAAAACGCGGACCUCAAUAGACUCCAUCGACUCAGGAGUAGAACUAACUACCUCACCGAAAAAUGUGCCUAACGAAGCUAAGACGGAGCAGGAAGCCAGAGCCGAGCAACAGCAGACGCUGGUGGCUGGCCCCAAGCACAGCCGGAAGAAGGCUCCGCUGCUGGACUUCUCCGUCUUGAAAGAGAAGAGCUUCAUCUGUUACGCGUUGUUCGGCCUCUUCGCCACCCUGGGGUUCUUUGCACCUUCACUGUACAUCAUCCCUUUGGGUAUCAGUCUAGGCAUUGACCCUGACCGAGCCGCAUUCUUACUGUCUACAAUGGCCAUUGCGGAAGUGUUCGGAAGGAUCGGGGCAGGGUUUGUCCUCAACAGGGAGCCCAUUCGCAAGAUCUACAUCGAACUCAUAUGCGUCAUUUUACUGACGGUGUCUCUGUUCGCCUUCACUUUCGCUACGGAGUUCUGGGGACUCAUGUUGUGUAGUGUGUUUUUUGGCAGUAUGGUUGGGACCAUAGGAGGGACCCACAUCCCGAUGCUGGCCGAGGAUGACGUCGUUGGGAUCGAGAAGAUGUCGUCUGCAGCUGGAGUCUAUGUCUUCAUUCAGAGCAUUUCGGGGCUCGCGGGACCACCCCUGGCAGGCCUGCUGGUUGACCAGAGCAAGAUAUACAGCAGGGCCUUCUACUCGUGCGCAGCAGGCAUGUCACUGGCUGCUGUGUGCCUCGCCCUGGUAAGACCCUGUAAAAAGGGCCUGUGCCAGCAUCCUCAUUCAGGUGACAACCAGACAGACAGGCAUCGUGGGAAGGCAUUACAGGACAUACCGGAGGACUUUCUGGAAAUGGAUCUUGGGAAAUGCGAGCACAGGGUUCACAUGAAAAUGGAUCCUGUGUGACACAUUUUCAUGUCGUAGCUUCUAUGUCGCCUGGGAAUGGAGCCCCUGGGGAUACAGGGAGGGGGAGCCACCAACCACUAGACCCCACCUUCAAAACUGCAUGAAGGCACUGCCUGUCAGACAGCAGGACCAGCAGCUGUCUCCUCCCCGCCAGUCCCUCUUGCUUGUUCUUUAAGCCAAAACCAAAACAACCAAACACUUUCCAAACGGGAAUCCAGCCUUGUUCUGUAGCAAUACAAACCUAAGCGGAAGGACCUGGUUGACAUUCCAACACGAAAGCAAUGCCAGGAACUGACAGACUGCUGUUAAAGCACUCACUCCUGUGACAAACUACUAUUUUAUAAGGUGACACCCAGCCCAAGUCACAGAAAUGAAUUGGCCAUUCCAAAAUGACAAAAAGAAAAAAAAAACACAAUCUUGAACCAUUAAAGACAUUGCUAAUUUUAAGAAAUACAAUUAUUUUUAAACGAUUCGAAAAAAAAAAAACUACUAAAGUUUACAUUGACGAAUUGUGGUCUCUGGGUUUUCUGAAUACCGCAUGAAAAGAAAGCAAUGCUUUCAAGCCGAGCAUUUGAUUCAUAUGCAAAAAAAAAUUAAACACGUAUAACAACUUGAACUUCAUAAACAUGAAGAUUAUUGCUAUUUUUCAUGGCCAGUCAUCAUCACCACAAGUAUUUCAGUUAAUGUUAAAUGUUAAAUUGCUUCCAUGUUUCCUAUUUUUCAUAAUGUAAGAAAUAAAUAACUGUUGUGUCUUUAAUUUAAACCACUAUUUAUUAUUAAGUUAUUCUAGGAUGAUUAAAACAAUCAAAACAAAGGGCCAGCGAGAUGGCUCGGUAGGUAAAGGUGCUUGCCACCAAGUCUGAUGACCUGGGUUCAAUUCCUAGAACCCACACGAUAGGAGAGAACUUCUGUGAGUUGUCCUCUGACCUCCACACACAUGCUAUGACAUGCAUGCACCCACACACAGAUACACACACAAAAACUAUUUAAAUGUAAAAAAAAUCUAAUAAUGAAAAUAAAUAAAAGGUGAUUGGAGAUAUACACAACAUAUUUUUACCUCUGUUCUGUAGUUCUAUAAAUGCUUCGGAGAGCUUUUCUGGUCUCAUAAUGUCAGUUCUCCACAGCCCAAGUUGUAGCAAUUCUUCUGGUGUUGUUAAAGGCAACAUUGUGCUAUUUAAAUGGGGGUGGGGAAUAAGAGACGGCAAAUCGCCUCAGCGUCUACACUAUCAGCUAAGAAUACUUGAGGAUCUUCUUCGAUCAGAAUUAUAUUUCAUUGAAUUGUUGGAACAUUUCCAGUGGUUUUGUUGUUGUUGUUGUUGUUGUUAUUCAAUCUGUGACUCUGUUGUUGAAGCAUUUCUUCAUUUCGUCUGAAAUGGGAGAAACGCAGACAUCACCAUCACUGAGUUACAAGUUGCAAUUUACAUCUUCUGUAGAACUUGAUUGCCCUAAGUUGCCAUGGGUACCAGGUACCUGGUCACUGCUGUUGGAGAGUUACACUACACUUGUGUAUAGUGUUCUGCAUUCUAGCAGAUCUCUGUAAAGGGGGCAGUGUAAGGAUGGGGAGAGGGGGUGCUUCCUCACCUGUUUGAAGGCAUCUCACAGACAGGGUGACCGAUGCUUUGCUGCUCUGCCCUUCCUCAUCUUUACUGUUAAGGACCACUCAGGGGGAAACGUAGAACAAGCCUAGUCUGGUUACAAGUACACACAAGCUUGAAUCUUUUCUCUGCACUGAGAUGGAGGGGGUGUGGCUUGUCACCACCUGCCACAUUUAAUACAGCAUCUUAUCAGCCAUAGAAAUAGGACAAUCUGUAAAACUUUGGGGAGGGUGAGUGACUGGAAGACGUUGUCUGUCCAGAAAAGCAGAAACACCUGAAACCGGAUGGAUGUAGCCAAGCUCUGUGGGGCUGUCCCCGAGAAAUACUUCAGGCUCGUGGGCAGGUUUGCAGAUGUAUGUGACUUCAGCACUUUACAAGUUAUUUUGUACUACGAAUGUUCAAGACGAUUUAAUAUUUAUAACUGAUUUCUGAGGGAUCUACUCUUAAGUUCAAUCUGUAUACUGCAUGAGACAAGAAAAUGUAUACCCAUUUCAGUAUGUCAACAAUCAGGGGUGCAAAUGUUGAGAAGCAAAAAAAAAAAAAACCCACCACAGGAUCACUGAUCUGUUCUGUAUGAGUGACAUUCUGGUACUUAAUGGAUUUACAAUAAAUUUAUGGCUUUUUAUUUAAA
This is a messenger RNA of Arvicanthis niloticus (Nile rat), 4159 nucleotides long. RefSeq names its product solute carrier family 16 member 6 (gene Slc16a6). Lineage: Eukaryota; Metazoa; Chordata; Mammalia; Rodentia; Muridae. The record is from RefSeq and is a predicted model, not a curated record. Gene Ontology annotation, biological process: monocarboxylic acid transport; transmembrane transport. Gene Ontology annotation, molecular function: monocarboxylic acid transmembrane transporter activity.